This is a messenger RNA of Caenorhabditis elegans, 983 nucleotides long. NCBI's taxonomy places the organism in Eukaryota, Metazoa, Nematoda, Chromadorea, Rhabditida, Rhabditidae. The record is from the annotation of a RefSeq genome assembly.
AUGAACAAAACCGCCGAAGAGCUUCUUGACAGUAGGAAGUGUGCUUCUGAAGGCCUCACCAAUGCCUUGACUUCUUUUAUGAUGAAAAUGAAUUUUUCUUUUAUUGUCACAGUAAUUCUAAUUAGCUAUUGUUGUUCUUGGCUAGCAAUUCAAGCCUGAUAAAUUUUAUAUGUAUCAAAAAAGUCUAUAAAUGUGUUAGUCAACAACACGUUUAAAAGAUCCGUCAGAUAUACCGAAGCAUUGUUUAUGCAGCUGAACCUUGCAAACUACUAUACCUCUCAUCAGAUUGCGUUUUUGAACUGCAUUUCUAUUACCUCACUAACUAUUUCUCCACGUAUUCAGUAUUUUCACUCACUUUUGACAGAUUGAUAUCACACUACAAAUCAAAAUUCUACCACAUCAAUCAAUACUUUAUCGCUAUAUCUCUCCUAGUUUUUCAGCUUUUUCUUACAUUAUUAUCGUUUUACAUUGCAUUCUACGGGGUUCCUUUAGCAGGUUACAUACCAAUGUGCACAUAUCACCCUGCAUUAUCUGUUUACUAUAGUACGAUUAACAAUGUGCGUACUGGAGUUAUGGUUUCUUGUAUUAUUGUUACCAUAUUUGUGUAUUACUUAAGUGUGAAUUUAGAGAAGCGAAUCCAAAAAACCAGUUAUUCCCCUGGAGAACGAUAUUCUGCAUACGAAAACGUUACAACAUCCAAAUCAGUAUGCAUUUUAAUUGUUCUUCAAUUCUCAUGCAUUAUGAUAUCGUCAUUUGGAGUGAAUUUGCUUAUGAUGAGUGAAAAAUCAAUGUCAGAGAAAGUGUUCCACACAAUUGUUCCGUUUCUACCGGGUGUAACCUAUGCAAAUUUAUGUCUUCCUCUUGUCAUCUUUAUCCAGACAACACUAACAAUUCGGACUAGGAAAAUGCGAAUUGCAGUAAUGACAUCAAUGUAUGGAGAUGUCAAAGAUCAUAUGAAUCGGCUCAAGAAAAGCUGGGAAUAA